Hevea brasiliensis (rubber tree) is the source of this 556-nucleotide messenger RNA. RefSeq lists its product as uncharacterized. The record is from RefSeq and is a predicted model, not a curated record. The coding region runs from base 1 to 519 and encodes 172 amino acids. Lineage: Eukaryota; Viridiplantae; Streptophyta; Magnoliopsida; Malpighiales; Euphorbiaceae. The transcript is spliced from 2 exons.
AUGCGUUGCAGAUGUGAGACAACUCUUCAGCCUGGCUUUAACUGCACGGUGCUAAUUGAGAGGACUCGAGCAAAGGCAAGACGUAGACAAAAGAAAACUAAUGCACCGAUGCAGAAUAAUGUGAUUUACUCAUGCCACUUCUGUUCCCAUAAGAAUCUGAAGAGAGGAGCUCCAAAAGGCCAUGUGAAAGAAAUAUGCCCAUAUAAGCUAAAACCAAAGCCAAAGCCAUCUGCCAAAACAGAACCUUUCAGGUUGAUGCCUCAGAAUCCAGCAAUUGCAUCGGUGAGAAGUGCAGCUACUUUAUUUGAUGCAAAGAAGAGAGAGAGCCAGAUCAGGAUGCAAUGUAAAACAUUGGAGAAAUCUGAAAGCAGUAAUGCUGCAGAACAUGGUGAAAAAACUGUUGGUGAAUCAAGUAAAAGAAAGAGAAAAUCUUGGACAAGCCGGAAGGAAAUUACUGACAGUAAUGAGCAUGAAAGCACUCGAAACAUUAAUAAUUUGACAAUCCCAUUUUUCAUAUAAAUAGGUCAAUCCUUAUGAUGUUUAAGAAGACAGAAGA